Messenger RNA from Stegastes partitus (bicolor damselfish), 866 nucleotides. Its product is annotated as dynactin subunit 6. The record is from RefSeq and is a predicted model, not a curated record. Gene Ontology annotation, molecular function: dynein complex binding. Gene Ontology annotation, biological process: mitotic spindle organization. Bases 68 to 637 code for a protein of 189 amino acids. The transcript has 7 exons. Gene Ontology annotation, cellular component: dynactin complex. NCBI's taxonomy places the organism in Eukaryota, Metazoa, Chordata, Actinopteri, Pomacentridae.
AAAACAACAAGGCUCCUAAAUCGAUGACCGAUUGAAUCAACGGCGACUCCCUUCGGACUUUUUCACAAUGGCAGACAAACAAAAUGCCCAGAAAAGUGUCAAAAUAGCUGCUGGAGCCGUAGUUUGUGUUGAAAGUGAAAUCAGAGGAGAUGUUACAAUUGGCCCCAGGACAGUGGUCCAUCCAAAAGCUCGUAUCAUUGCAGAGGCAGGACCCAUCGUGAUCGGAGAAGGCAAUCUGAUCGAAGAGCAAGCCCUCAUCAUUAACAGUUACCCAGAAAAUAUCACACCAGAUUCUGAGGUGGAGCCAAAGACGAUGACCAUUGGCAUCAACAAUGUAUUUGAAGUUGGAUGUGUAUCACAAGCCCUCAAAAUUGGUGACAACAAUGUGAUAGAAUCUAAAGCUGACGUUGGCAGAAAUGUGAUCCUCACCGGUGGCUGUAUUAUCGGCGCCUUCUGUCAGGUCAACACCUGUGAGGUCAUACCUGAGAACACAGUCAUCUAUGGCUCUGGAUGUAUGAGGCGGGUUCAGACUGAGAGACCACAGCCCCAGACUCUUCAACUUGACUUUCUGAUGAAGAUUUUGCCAAACUACCACCACUUGAAGAAAACUGUUAAAGCAGGCCAUGCUGCUAGCUAAGACUUAACUUCAUACUCUUUAAGUUGAUUUGUAAAUGGCUAGCAAACCUGUGUUUAAAUAGAUUUUGCUGGAAGAAAGCAUGAAUGUAUAUAAUUCUAUAAUAUGUACCUAACCUAUCAGUAAUUGUUCCUCACUUACUGAUAUUUUAUACUCAACAGCAGAUUAAGCAUUUCAUCUUUAUCUUGCUGUGCUGAAGUACAUUUUUCUAUGAUUAAAUACCUUAAAGUAA